Marmota monax (woodchuck) is the source of this 11456-nucleotide messenger RNA. It is a transcript of the gene Prex2, whose product is annotated as phosphatidylinositol-3,4,5-trisphosphate dependent Rac exchange factor 2. Gene Ontology annotation, molecular function: guanyl-nucleotide exchange factor activity; protein binding. The transcript has 40 exons. Bases 534 to 5354 code for a protein of 1606 amino acids. Lineage: Eukaryota; Metazoa; Chordata; Mammalia; Rodentia; Sciuridae. Gene Ontology annotation, biological process: intracellular signal transduction. The record is from RefSeq and is a predicted model, not a curated record.
GGAGUGUGUCCUCUUAGGUUUGGGAACCUCCAAUUAGUUCCAUCUCAAGUGCUGAGAGAGUGAGUGUGUGUGUGUGUGUGUGUGUGUGUGUGUUUAGUUAGCUAGCACGACACACUUCCCCAGGGUUGUGUUUCCUUUUUCCUGAGAUCUGGCCAAGGGUAAAGGGUCGGAGUCACAUGGAUAGAAAGCAUUUGAUGAAUGUCCAAGACACCGCUGUGGCUGCAGGAGCCGCCUACACUCGGGCUCAGGCCGCGUGAGGCCGGAGCAGCGGGGCUGGGCGCUCAGAGCCCGAGCGCGAGCUUGCUCUCCCGGGAGUUUCCUGUGCAGAGCCCCGCGCCUGUCGCGCGGGAGUUCCAGUCUGAGUGCCCUCCUCUCCCACCUCCCCAUCCUCACCACAGCAUGUAAAGUCGUCCGUCCCUCCUCGGACUUUACCGAGGCGGCAACUUUCCUCUCUAGCCGCCGGGAGCAGAGCAGCAGAAGCGCGCGGGGCAGCGCGCAGCACGGCCGGCAAGCCCCGCGUCCCGCCGCCCACCAUGAGCGAGGAGAGCCGAGGGGACGGCCGCGCCGAGAGCGCCAAGGACAUGGAGAAACAGCUUCGGCUGCGCGUGUGCGUGCUCAGCGAGCUGCAGAAGACCGAGCGGGACUACGUGGGCACCCUGGAGUUCCUAGUGUCGGCAUUCUUACAUAGAAUGAACCAGUGUGCUGCAGCAAAGGUGGACAAGAAUGUAACAGAAGAAACAGUGAAGAUGUUGUUCUCAAACAUUGAAGAUAUCCUUGCAGUACAUAAAGAAUUCUUAAAAGUCGUGGAAGAAUGCCUACACCCAGAACCCAAUGCUCAACAGGAAGUGGGGACCUGCUUUCUUCACUUUAAAGACAGGUUUCGUAUCUAUGAUGAAUACUGUAGCAACCAUGAGAAGGCACAAAAAUUGCUUCUUGAACUUAACAAAAUAAGAACAAUCCGGACGUUUCUUUUGAACUGCAUGUUGCUCGGAGGAAGAAAUAAUACAGAUGUCCCCUUGGAAGGAUACUUGGUAACUCCGAUUCAAAGGAUAUGCAAGUACCCUCUGCUCUUGAAGGAGUUGCUGAAGAGGACUCCACGGAAACACAGUGACUACGUGGCAGUGAUGGAAGCCCUCCAAGCCAUGAAAGCAGUCUGUUCCAACAUAAACGAGGCCAAGAGACAGAUGGAGAAGUUAGAAGUUUUAGAGGAAUGGCAGUCUCACAUUGAAGGCUGGGAGGGAUCUAACAUCACUGACACCUGUACUGAAAUGUUGAUGUGUGGAGUCUUACUGAAAAUUUCUUCUGGAAAUAUUCAAGAACGCGUGUUUUUUCUUUUUGAUAAUCUUUUGGUGUACUGCAAAAGGAAACACAGACGCUUGAAGAACAGCAAAGCAUCCACAGAUGGACACCGGUACCUAUUUCGGGGCCGGAUCAAUACCGAAGUGAUGGAGGUGGAGAAUGUGGAUGAUGGCACCGCUGACUUCCAUAGCAGCGGACACAUUGUUGUUAACGGUUGGAAGAUACAUAAUACAGCAAAAAAUAAGUGGUUUGUGUGCAUGGCAAAAACACCUGAAGAAAAGCACGAGUGGUUUGAAGCUAUUUUGAAAGAAAGAGAACGACGAAAAGGUUUAAAACUAGGAAUGGAGCAAGACACCUGGGUAAUGAUCUCUGAACAGGGUGAGAAACUUUAUAAAAUGAUGUGCAAACAAGGAAAUCUGAUCAAAGACAGAAAAAGGAAAUUGACUACGUUCCCUAAAUGCUUCCUUGGAAGUGAAUUUGUGUCGUGGUUGUUGGAAAUUGGAGAGAUUCAUAGACCCGAAGAAGGUGUUCACUUGGGACAAGCAUUAUUAGAAAAUGGAAUCAUUCACCAUGUUACUGAUAAACAUCAAUUCAAGCCAGAGCAGAUGUUAUAUAGAUUUCGGUAUGACGAUGGUACGUUUUAUCCAAGAAAUGAGAUGCAGGAUGUGAUUUCAAAGGGAGUAAGAUUGUAUUGUCGUCUUCAUAGUCUGUUUACCCCAGUGAUAAGAGAUAAAGAUUACCAUUUAAGGACCUACAAAUCUGUUGUCAUGGCCAACAAAUUGAUAGACUGGUUAAUUGCACAGGGGGAUUGCCGUACCAGAGAAGAGGCAAUGAUAUUUGGCAUUGGACUCUGUGACAAUGGAUUUAUGCACCAUGUCCUGGAAAAAAGUGAAUUCAAAGAUGAGCCCCUACUUUUCCGUUUUUUUGCGGAUGAGGAAAUGGAAGGAUCAAAUAUGAAACAUCGACUUAUGAAACAUGAUUUAAAAGUUGUGGAAAAUGUUAUAGCCAAGUCACUCUUGAUUAAAUCUAAUGAUGGCAGUUAUGGCUUUGGGCUAGAAGACAGAAAUAAAGUUCCAAUAAUAAAAUUGGUAGAAAAGGGGUCUAAUGCUGAGAUGGCUGGCAUGGAAGUUGGGAAAAAGAUUUUUGCUAUUAAUGGUGACCUGGUUUUUAUGAGACCUUUCAAUGAAGUGGAUUGCUUCUUGAAAUCAUGCUUAAACAGCAGAAAGCCUCUAAGAGUUCUUGUGAGCACAAAGCCAAGGGAGACUGUGAAAAUCCCAGAUUCAGCUGAUGGGCUUGGAUUCCAGAUCCGAGGAUUUGGCCCUUCUGUGGUACAUGCAGUAGGAAGAGGAACUGUAGCUGCAGCAGCUGGUCUUCACCCUGGACAGUGUAUUAUCAAAGUAAAUGGAAUCAAUGUCAGCAAAGAGACCCACGCCAGUGUCAUUGCGCAUGUUACAGCCUGCAGGAAAUACAGGCGACCAAUGAAGCAAGAUUCCAUACAGUGGGUUUAUAAUAGCAUCGAGAGUGCUCAGGAAGACCUCCAAAAAUCUAACUCCAAACCUCCUGGAGAUGAACCAGGGGAUGCUUUUGACUGCAAAGUUGAAGAGGCACUCGACAAGUUCAACACCAUGGCCAUCAUCGACGGGAAGAAGGAGCACGUGAGUCUGACAGUGGACAACGUCCACCUGGAGUACGGGGUUGUGUACGAGUAUGACAGCACAGCUGGGAUCAAGUGCAAUGUGGUGGAGAAGAUGAUUGAGCCCAAGGGGUUCUUCAGCCUGACUGCCAAGAUUCUUGAAGCCCUGGCUAAAAAUGAUGAUCAUUUUGUGCAAAACUGUGCCAGCCUAAAUUCUCUAAAUGAAGUGAUUCCUUCUGACCUUCAGAGUAAAUUCAGUGCCAUGUGCAGUGAAAAAAUUGAGCACAUUUGUCAGAGAAUUUCCAGUUACAAAAAGUUCUCUCGUGUGCUGAGGAAUCGAGCUUGGCCCACCUUUAAACAAGCCAAAUCUAAGAUCUCCCCACUGCACAGCAGUGAUUUCUGCCCUACCAACUGCCAUGUCAAUGUGAUGGAAGUUUCUUAUCCCAAAACAUCAACCUCUCUGGGGAGUGCUUUUGGUGUUCAGCUGGAUAGUAGGAAGCAUAAUUCUCAGGAUAAAGAAAGUAAAUCUUCUGAGCAAGGGAAACUGAGCCCGAUGGUGUACAUUCAGCACACCAUUACGACCAUGGCAGCCCCUUCAGGACUAUCUUUGGGACAGCAGGAUGGCCAUGGCCUUCGGUAUUUGUUGAAAGAAGAAGACUUAGAAACUCAAGAUAUCUAUCAGAAACUUCUGGGCAAAAUCCAGACUGCACUGAGAGAAGUGGAGAUGUGUGUUUGUCAAAUAGAUGACCUUCUAUCUUCAAUCACAUAUUCUCCAAAAUUGGAACGUAAGACCUCAGAGGGCAUAAUACCAACAGACAGCGACAAUGAGAAGGGAGAAAGAAACAGCAAACGAGUCUGUUUUAACGUAGCAGGAGAUGAGCAGGAAGAUUCAGGUCAUGACACCAUCAGCAACAGAGACUCAUACAGUGACUGCAACAGCAACAGGAACUCCAUCGCCUCCUUCACCAGCAUUUGCAGCAGCCAGUGCAGCUCCUAUUUUCACAGUGACGAAAUGGACUCGGGUGAUGAACUUCCCCUAAGUGUUCGCAUUUCUCGUGAUAAACAGGACAAGAUACAUAGUUGCCUUGAGCAUCUUUUCAGCCAGGUGGAUUCAAUUACCAAUCUCCUAAAAGGACAAGCUGUUGUGAGGGCCUUUGAGCAAACUAAGUAUCUCACACCAGGUCGAGGAUUACAAGAAUUUCAACAGGAAAUGGAACCAAAGCUGAGUUGUCCAAAAAGGUUAAGGCUUCACAUCAAGCAAGAUCCUUGGAAUCUUCCCAGCAGCGUCCGGGCUCUUGCUCAGAACAUCAGAAAAUUUGUUGAAGAGGUAAAGUGUAGGAUACUCCUGUCUCUUCUUGAAUACACAGUCAGUCAGACACAGCUCCGGAGAGACAUGGUUUUCUGCCAAAGUCUAGUGGCCACCGUCUGUGCCUUCUCUGAGCAGCUCAUGGCAGCCUUAAACCAGAUGUUUGACAACAGCAAGGAAAAUGAGAUGGAGACAUGGGAAGCCAGCAGAAGGUGGCUGGACCAGAUAGCAAAUGCAGGUGUUCUCUUUCACUUUCAGUCACUUCUGUCACCAAACUUGACCGAUGAACAAGCCAUGCUAGAAGAUACACUGGUUGCACUAUUUGAUUUGGAAAAGGUUUCAUUUUACUUUAAACCAUCAGAAGAGGAACCACUGGUUGCAAAUGUUCCUCUUACAUAUCAAGUGGAAGGAAGCCGGCAAGCUCUGAAGGUUUAUUUCUACAUUGAUAGUUACCAUUUUGAACAACUGCCCCAAAGGUUGAAAAAUGGAGGAGGGUUUAAAAUUCAUCCUGUUCUUUUUGCACAAGCACUGGAGAGCCUGGAAGGAUAUUAUUAUAGAGACAAUGUUUCUGUGGAAGAAUUUCAAGCCCAGAUAAAUGCAGCCUCCUUGGAAAAGGUCAAGCAGUACAACCAGAAACUCAGGGCAUUCUAUUUGGACAAAUCAAAUUCACCACCAAACUCCACAUCCAAAGCUGCCUAUGUAGAUAAGCUAAUGAGGCCUCUCAAUGCUUUGGAUGAACUUUAUCGACUGGUAGGCUCAUUUAUCAGAUCAAAACGCACAGCUGCUUGUGCAAACACAGCCUGCAGCGCCUCUGGAGUUGGACUGCUGUCAGUUUCUUCUGAGCUGUGCGACAGGCUGGGAGCUUGCCACAUCAUCAUGUGCAGCAGCGGAGUGCAUCGGUGCACCCUGAGUGUGACACUGGAGCAAGCCAUCAUUCUAGCCAGGAGCCAUGGGCUGCCUCCUCGCUACAUUAUGCAGGCUACAGAUGUGAUGCGGAAGCAGGGAGCAAGAGUUCAGAACACAGCAAAGAAUUUGGGAGUGAGAGACCGGACCCCUCAAUCAGCUCCAAGGCUGUACAAGCUGUGCGAGCCCCCUCCCACGGCUGGAGAAGAAUGAAGAGAAUCCCAAGGAACCAAGCAGGUGGAAGCUUCUGAACACUGGCCCUGACCAGUACAUGCUGGUUCAGCAUUCUCCACUGAAAAUAAAAGAACUGCAUUUUUUUCUUUCCUCUAAAUCUUUCCCCACGGUGUUUUAUAACUAAUGCUCAGUUUGUACUUGGAUAUUUAUGCUGGAAAUGGGUAGGAGUUCAUUCAGACUUCAGCCUCACAAAGUGAUCUCUGUAGAUUGAUGUUAUGUCUUCAUUUUUCGGGCAAAAAUUCAUCUCCGGAAUUUAUAGAAAAAAAAAAUGUCCGAGAUAAAAACAUUUAACUAUUGGUCUCCUCUCGGAUUCAUUCGUUUGAUUGUAUCUGUUUUCAGUCCAUUCCCCAAAUGGACACAUGUAAUAAUGGAUAGUUUUGCUUGAAGAAGUCUGUCACUGAAAAACACAUGGUCACACUCGGCACAUCAUCAUGUGAAAGUUAAGAAUGGUAUAGACUGAGAGGCAUAGGUUUCCCAUCCCCCACUCAUGUCAGAGGAGGGUAUAUGUGUGGAAGCUGGAAACACAUGCUUCUCUGUUUGUCCUAAGGGCUGCUCAGUAGAGGAGAAGAGAGCUUUCAGGCCUCCAGCAAGACUUUCUUCCAUUACUUCCAAGUGUACUUUAUGCUCAUGAACAAGUCCAGUGAGCUGGUGCUGUCUUUGGUCUCUGCUGUGGGCCUGGCUUCCCAAGGAUACCUGUCUCAAAUCAGUGGCCCUGGGUAGGGCAUGGUGUGGGGAUCAGAAAGGUGAGGGGAAAGGCAAUGGGUCAAGAAGAAAAAAAUAAACCUAUUUAAAAACUCACAUGUCUACCUUAGAAAGAAACCUAAAACUCAGUUUUUGGAAGCCUUUCCACAAGAUGUCAGACUCAAAAGAAUUCACCAUCAGGAGUGCUUUUUUCAUCCAAGUAUUGUACAAGAUGUGAAAAUAAAGCUUGUUAUACUUUAAAAGGACCACUGGAAACCUUGAUUGUGGACACAAAGUAUAUCCCAUGUUCAUCCUAAAGUCUGUGUGAUUUUUGCCAUUUCUCCAUUGAUAGAAUAGUAUGGUUUUAUCAUUGUGAAUAAUUAACAUUUAUUUUAAAUUCAUAAUUCUCAAAAUAAUGGAAAGAUUCUUAUUGUGUUUAUAAUAAUUAGAGCCACACUUUGCUUCACAGCAGGAGGCCGCCCUGAGAAAAGUGUCACUAGGCAAUUUCAUCAUCAUGCAACUAUCAUGCGCUUACACAAGCUGAGAUGGCUACGACAUCAUUAGAUGGUUUAAUUUGUGGGACCCCUGUCAUAUAUGCUGUCCUUCAUUAACCAGAAUGUCAUUAUGCAGCACAUGACUGCAUGUGGAUUUAGACUAAGUAUGUGAAAUAACCAUGGUUUAGGCAAAUCGUUAUUAAAUUUUAAUUUGCAAAAUCUAAUAAUGGCUUUCAUACUAUCAUUAAAAACUUUCAUCACUAGCAGUUGUGUUUUGAGUAACAAAAAUACCAUGUUCUGUAUUAUGUCUGUAAAUUUACUGGUCAAGGUAAUAGUUGUUAUUUGGCACGGAAGCACUUGAGACUCUUCUGUUGAGCCCAUAGGUAUAGCGACAAACAAGGAAACUAAGAUCAAAGUUUCCAGAGCAAAAGUUGGACAUUUUGAGUUUAAUGAAGAUAAUGACCUUCACAUAAGUCUCUAUAUAAAUAACUCUGGACUCUCAGAAGUCUCACAUUCUUGACAUUUUCAGCAAGUGAUCCUGAAGGCUCAUCUAAUUUGUGAUUUUUUUCCUGUUUUGAAAAUUCAAUAACUUUCAACACAGGGCUAAUGAGUGAACACAACUGGUUAAUUAGCUGGUACUUAUCAUGUUGUCAUUACUGUCUUCUAGUCACCAUCCUGGCAGUGAUCCUCAUCAGAGGCCUGUCACCUAAACAUUUUAGAACUUUGCCACAUCUCCUGGGCUCCACUAUCUGCUCUUUAGGUAUUUACAAAUUAAUAUAUUUUAAAGGGUCUAAUCUCUAUAAUAGAAUAUGCUCAAUAAUAUUUUCAGGGUUAAAUGUAAGUGUACAAUCUAUCAGUGUAUAUGCCACCUACUAAAUUCAUGAAAGCCUGAAUGGUUUAUAUUAACAUGAGUCACUGUUGUUUUUAACGGUAAUAAUAUCUGUAACUAAUAUUUACUAAAUGAUCACUGUGUGCUAAGUGGCACCUCUGAUUGCUUUUCCCACAUUUUGUUACUACUUCACAUAAUCCUCAUAACAUUGAUAUUAGUUGGUAUUAUUUUUAUCACUCCCAUUUUAUUUGCAUUUGAGGAACUGAAGCAAAGAAUGUUCCAGUGACUUGUACCAGUUCGUAUGACUCACAAGUGGUAGAAGCAAAGUUCAAACCCAGGAAAUCCUUUUUCUUAAUAUGUUAUGCUGCUUUUCCAUGUUGAUAUAACAACUAUUGUAAUAUUACCAAUUACUUGUUAGUAAAGCUAGAGUUAUAUGGCAUGUGUUGCCAUGAAAAUAUACAUAUUAAGCUGAAAAAAAAAGUGAAUGGGGGCUGGGGUUGUGGCUCAGUGGCAAAGCACGUGCCUUGCAUGUGUAGAUCACUGGGUUCGAUCCUCAGCACCACAUAAAGAUAAUAAAUAAAUAAAUAAAUAUAUUGUUUCCAUCUGUAACUAAAAAAAAAAAAAAAGUGAAUGGAACUAUGUGAAAUGCCUUUAACACAUGAAAAUCAUAGGAUUUCCUGGAAAUUUUAACAUUUGGAUAUACAUUUUGAGGAAACCCAGUGCUGUUGCAAACUGAACAAAAUAUUUUAUAUCAUAUGCCUUAUCAUCAAAAGAUGGUAGUUUUAGAUAUAUAUUGCAAGUCUAGAAUGUAAUGAUAUAAAAUUUGACUAUUAAUUCCAAGACAGUGGUAAUAGUAGAAAAACAAAACAAAACCAAAAAAACAUCUAAUGGGUCAAUUUUUCAAUACCAUAUUAUGUCUCCUUAUGAUACUGGGCAUUUAAUUUGCCUUGAAUUUUAGAACCAUGUUUCUCUGUAACCAUGGUUCCUUCAAAUAUUUCUAAAGCUUGCUAACUGUUCAUCCAAACUCUGGAUUUGGAUAUCUGCCCCUUCCUACCUAAAAGGGAAGGAGAGUCAUGCAUUGAAAUUUGGGAUCUCUGCAUAGGAACUGACUUAAAAAUAAUUAAUUAGUGGGGCUGUGGUUGUGACUUAGUGGUAGAGCACUUGCCUGGCACAUGCGAGACACUGGGUUUGAUCCUUAGCACUAUGUAGAAAUAAAUAAAUAAAAUAAAGGUAUUUUGUCCAUCUCCAACUAAAAAUAUUUUUUAAAAUAAUAAUUAGUAAUUCAGAGUCAAUGCAUCAUAAAUAUUUUAUCAUAACUGAUACAUAUCUUCUAAUUAUAAAAUUUAGUGUGCUGUUAAAGAGUAUGAGGAGUUUGAAAACACUAGAAAUUUACAUUUAUUUCCAUUAGAAUGUAAGGAAGGGGAAGAAUUUCUGUACUAGUUUUACUUUUGUUAGCUAUGUGAUGUUGAAUUUAGAUUGUAAGCUUUAUUUUAUAAACCAGUAUCCCAACCUGAAGUCCCAAACUAUCUUCUGUCCCUUCCAAGUACAUUCUUCCAGUGGUUUAGGGUCCUGUGCAUUUUGGCCACUCUUCUUGCAGCAACAAUAUUCAAUUUAAAAUGAGGUCAACUUCUUAGGAUACUGUAAAACCUAUGACAUUGAUUACGACUGUUCAUUUAAAUUUUGUGAUCAUUAAAUGAAAAAGGAAAUGAAGUUGAUCCUAAUGAUAACCGUACUAGCCAAGAAAAUGAACAGGCAAGCAAAUUGUAAGGGGCAAACUGAUUUAAGGAAAGCAAACCCUUUUCAAGUCCUCUGGCAGCAUAUUUUAUAGGCAAGAUUAGUAUUUAUUGAUUUGGAAGUAUUAGGUUGAGAAUAAAUUACUCCAUGUAUUUAACAACUAAGAAUAUAUUUUUACCUAAAAUACUAAAGUAUUCUUUCACUAGAUGAAGUAGAUCUUUUUCUGUCUAACAUGGUUUAAUGCUGAUUAGUGGGCACCUUUUUUAUUCACUUACAUUUUUAUAAACUCAUAAUAAGGAAAUGUAAAAUCAAUAGCCAUCCUUCAGGUCGCUUGUACUUUAUAUUUUACUUUAAAUGUCAUUUUCCUUUACAAUUUACUAUUGAAACUAGAUUGGACUGAAUUGCUUCUGAAUUUUUGGGAAAAAAAAUAAUAUAUAUAUAUUCAUUUACCUGUUUGCUGAAUGGGUUGUCAGUUGUCUUCUUUAACUAUUAGGGAAAAAGAUUUUGAAAUGGUUUAGGAUGAUCUGAAUUUCAAUUAUGAAAAAAUAUUUUGUAUUCUCUCAAGUAUUUGCAGUUUUCGUGAUAAUUCUCAGCAAAGCUUUAACUUUCAGAACAGGUUGGGAAAAUAUAAGAGGGGCUGUGCCAAGAAUAGCCCCAGGUGAUUCCCUUUACAAAUACUGGCCGCCAUCUUCCUUGGUGCUACAAUUCCGUAAUAGUCAUUAUGGCUAAUCUUUGGUUUCAGAAGAAUUUGACUACUUCAACAAUUUGCCAUUAAAAGCAAUGUCAGUAUUCAUAUUGGCAAACAUCUAAGAGCAAGCAUGGAAGACUGUUACGUGGCCUGUGCGUCUUUUAGCCUUCGUUCCCUAGACACAAGGCCUACUUCACUCAGGAUAGUUUGCUUCUCUCUCUGAGAAGAGAUUUCUGAAGUCUACUAGGUGUACUAAAUGAGAUAUAUCUGUGUGUAUGUCUAUAUAUAUUGUAUGUAUUUACGGCUUUUGUUUUUAUGAUAACUCAUUAUAAAAGUCAGUGAGAUUCUUAUGUCUUGUUUUACAGUAAGAUAUGAAAAAUGGAAUUGUUCAGUGUAUGUAAUGUAGACAUCAGAGCUGUCCAAAGUAGUAAGUGUACUUGGCUGAACAUCUUUCAAUCACUGAUGCUAGUUUGGUAUAUUUUAGUCUGCUUUUUGAAACCAUUAUAAAAUGCCUGAAAUAAUAAGCUUAUAAAGAAAAAAGGUUCGUUUCAGCUUACAGUUUGAGAGGUUCUAAAUGAUCACUUGGCCCCAUGGUAUUGGGCCUGUGGCAAAGCAACAUAUCCUGGCAGGAGUACAUGGCAGAGCAUAUCCACUCAACUUGUGAUCAGGAAGCAAGGAAAGAAAAAGGACCAGGGUCCUGCAGUCCCUUUCAAGGGUACACCCCCCAAUGACAUAACUUUCUCUCAUAAGCCCCACCUGCAUAUGGUUCCACCAGUAGUGCCCUCUACUACGUGGACCUUUGAGGGACAUUCAAAAUACAAACUGUACUACUCACAAUUCAGUUUGAAAUUAUUUGAUCUGGCUUUGCCAUCAAGAAGUAUCUGAUUAAAAAGAAAAUCGUUAAGUUUUAAAACUACAGUUCUACUAGAAAUAGAAAGGUUUUGGUAGUUAAUUUUAGGUGCAAAUAACAGAAUAAAUGUCAUGUAGGAAUUCAACAAAUGCUUUCAAGAUUUUAUGUUGUACAUGGUGCAGCUGGUGGGUCAAGUGUUCGUGUUGGUUGUUUGGUUGGGAAAUCUUUGGUGUGUCUGUGUUUAUUGAUCACUUGUAUCUUUUAAAAUGGCAAUAUUUGUAACAAACCUAUUCUAAUAUCAUGUGCAUAUAAAUAUUGUAUGUAGUCAAGAAGACUAAGUUGGUGAAAUACUUUAGAAAACACUUUCAAAUUUGAAUAUCUAAUGCUUCAAGCAAAUUUAUUAGAGUUUCAGAUGAAUAUAUAUUUUUGUAACUGCCAAGUAAAUGAGUAGAACAUAGCUUUUUGAUUAAAAAAUAUUUUUAUAAGUACUCAUUUACACAGUAUUCAUUAUUUUAAAUGGCAAAAUAUCAGAUUGGUUCUCUAAAUAGUAAUUGUUUUAAGUAUAUCUAUAUUUAACAUCAUAUAACAUCCCAAAUUUAAUGAUAUAUUUCAUCUGAAUGUGUUAUUAGCCCCUUUUCUUGUAAAAUAUAUAUGUAACAUAGUUCUGAUCACUUCAUAUUUUGUGUAUGAUUAAAAUUAUCAGUGCAUUAUGUAUUUUAUGUCAUUUAUUUGUGUGUGCAUUAAAUAUUGAAAUGGUAACAUCGUAUCACAAAUAUCAACAAUAAUAAAGGGAAUUGUAGUGUAA